UGUUGAUCGCACCAAACAACGCGACAACAACCCACCUGUAUAAAGACACCUGCCUCUCCCUCUCUCCUUCCCUCCCCACCGCUCGCCAGCGACCUCACACACUCAGACCUCCUCAUCUAGGCUCACAUAGCCUCUUCUAAGGCCACUCUUAUCCCCGCAUAUUAUCUUCACAAUGUCUUUCGCUGGAAUGAGCACUCCCCCUCGCGUCGCAUCUCCUGCUCCCACCCCGAGCAAGAAGGCUGCGGCUGCUAUUGAUGCCCUUUCACUCACGACACCUACGAAAACCGACAAGCUCCCUGCUCUUAACCUUAUAGACGAUGAACGUCUCUCCCGGUCGCCGGUGUCUCUUGCAGACGAGGAGGAGCAAGAGAAAUACGACCCUGAGCUUGAAGAGCUUCGGAAGAAGUGGAUUGGUGAGGUUGAGCUCCCCGAACAUAUGGAGCCAUUGUUGAUAGAGUCUAAGCGCCGCUUCGUUCUCUUCCCCAUCCAAUACCAUGAGAUCUGGCAGAUGUACAAGAAGGCUGAGGCCUCCUUCUGGACGGUUGAGGAAAUCGACCUCUCGAAGGACCUCCACGACUGGAACAACCGCAUGAAUGACAAUGAGCGUCAUUUCAUCUCCCACGUCCUCGCUUUCUUCGCCGCGUCCGACGGUAUCGUCAACGAGAACCUCGUCGAGCGGUUCUCCAACGAGGUCCAGGCGGCUGAGGCGCGUUGCUUCUACGGGUUCCAGAUCAUGAUGGAGAACAUCCACUCUGAGACGUACUCCCUGCUCAUCGACACCUACAUCAACGACCCGAAGCAGCGUGAGCACCUUUUCGACGCGAUCGAGACCAUUCCUUGCAUCAAGAGGAAGGCGGAUUGGGCACUGCGGUGGAUCUCGGAUCAGCGGUCGAGCUUUGCGGAGCGCCUUGUCGCGUUCGCAGCGGUCGAGGGCAUCUUCUUCUCCGGCUCUUUCGCCUCCAUUUUCUGGCUGAAGAAGCGUGGCUUGAUGCCCGGCCUUACCUUCUCGAAUGAGCUCAUCAGCCGCGACGAGGGGAUGCAUACCGACUUCGCUUGCCUCUUGUUCUGCCAUCUCAAGCGCCGCCCGCACCCUGACGUCGUCAGGCGUAUCAUCGCUGAGGCCGUUGCUAUUGAGCAAGAGUUCCUAACUGAUGCGCUCCCCUGUGGGCUCAUUGGUAUGAACUCGACGUUGAUGUGCCAGUACAUCGAGUUUGUCGCCGAUCGGUUGCUCGUCGCACUGUCGAUGGAGAAGAUGUACGAUGCAACGAACCCCUUCGACUUCAUGGACAUGAUUUCGUUGCAAGGCAAGACGAACUUCUUCGAGAAGCGUGUCUCCGACUACGCCAAGGCGGGCGUGGCUGCGUCAGCAGCGAGUGGCAAGUCUGAGGUGUCGGUGAAGAGCUUCUCUCUCGAGGAGGACUUCUAGGGGAUUCGUCGACGUUGUAGCCACUUAUUUUAUUCACUCACAUCCUAUGCUGUCAUCACCAUCCCCACGGACUCUGGCUCUCAUCACUACUGUGUCGAUUCACUAGAUUGUUGUCAUUAGCAUGCAUGUCAUUACGAAGAUGUACUCCUACGAUGUAUCAUUGUCUAUAAUGCACUUUAUUAUCAUCAUCA
Fomitopsis serialis is the source of this 1617-nucleotide messenger RNA. Its product is annotated as beta subunit of ribonucleotide reductase. The transcript is spliced from 6 exons. Bases 173 to 1426 code for a protein of 417 amino acids. The record is from RefSeq and is a predicted model, not a curated record. Gene Ontology annotation, molecular function: oxidoreductase activity. NCBI's taxonomy places the organism in Eukaryota, Fungi, Basidiomycota, Agaricomycetes, Polyporales, Fomitopsidaceae. Gene Ontology annotation, biological process: deoxyribonucleotide biosynthetic process.